AUGACCAACGCAGAGCCACUGCAACAAGUCAAGUUGCUCGCCGCGCUGCGUAGCGGCGACCCUGCUCUUAUUCAUCCAUUUCUGUCGGAAAUCUCCAAAGAUUCCAAAGACACGUCGCUCGCUACUAGCGACGCCCUCAACACCGGCGCCGCGGCACUCCACCUCGCGAUCCGAUGUGCCUCUUCAGAGACCGUAAAUUUACUGCUUGCGCACAGAGCAAUAGACCCGAAUGGUGUACACCCUCCGGGCUCUGGGACGACACCGCUCCACCUUGCAGCAGCAACUGGUCGGGCAGACGUUGUACGAUUGCUCCUCGAGCAAGAAGGGAUUGAUGACACGAAGCUCGAUGCUCACGGUAGAAACUGCAGGGACUUGGCUAAGGGGAAGGAUACGGCAAAGGCCAUCGAUGACUCGAGGGCUUUCUUGAAUGCAUCAUUUCGCUCGCUGCUACGAUCCUACAUCCUAUCACCCCUGCCAGAUCCAACAGCGUCACCAAUACCACGUACCACGUCCACUUCAUCCACUCCACAAACGUCUAACUCGCGCCCAAUACCGAAUACCCAACUUAUUGCACUAUUAUCCUCUCCACGUGCUCGCCACCCUCUCCUUAACGUCAAUUAUAUCGACGAUGCGUCUGGCUUCUCCCUGCUUCACGCUGCAGCCGCUCGACACGACCUUCGCAUGAUCGAAUCUGCAGUUCGAUCUGGCGCCGACGUUUUCGUUCGUGACGCUCGUGGUAGAGGCGUAGAAGAGGAAUGGAAAGCCGAAGGGGAUAGGAUCAAAGUAUUUCUUCGCCAAUGUGAUUCAAGUGGCCUCACGACUAUUCACGCGCAAGCCACUCAUGGACUAGCAGAGCCUCCGAGUCUGAAGGGCUACUUGAAUAAAUAUACCAACGUCGCGAAGGGGUACAACACGCGAUGGUUUGUUCUACGUGAUGGCAUCCUCUCUUAUUACCGACACCAAGAUGACGAGACCAUCGCUUCCCGCGGUUCCAUCUCGAUGAAGACCGCGACGCUGAAGAUAUCGCCCGGAGAUGCCCGCAGCAAGCUUCGCUUCGAAGUACAUUCAACCCCGUCUGCGGCGUCACAUUCGGCAACUCCAGCCCAAAGGUGGUAUAUGAAGGCAAGCCACCCCGUUGAAGCUGCAAGGUGGGUACAAGCUCUUGGACGGAGUAUCGACUGGUGGCGUGCUCGGGAGCGCGAAGAAGCUGGCAUUAUGGCCAAUCUCGACCACAGUCGGGUCAGCGUAUUGGCGAACGAGGAUGCAAGAAGUCGAAAGAGUGGCGACAGUGAAUGGAGCAAAUCCUCCAUCCUUAGGAAGAACUUGAAACCGGGCCACGCACUCGGGCCGAAGGGAAGCGAAAGCGAUAACUCCUAUAUCGAGGGCGGUAUAGGGAGUGGACAUGGGUUGGGUUCGAGCUCGUUGCUUAGUUCUGCCAGCAAUUUUGGUGGGCGGACUAUGAGCGCGAGUAGCGUUGAUGUCAGCAUGAGGCAUCGAGACAAGCACGGUCGACUGCUGCAACCAGGAGACGAAACCGAUGCCGGGGAAUCGUACCGAUCACAAAACGAUGAGGCUUCCUCAUUCCACCGCCCGGACGACUAUGAUGACGACUCUGCGUCGCACGAACAUGGGGACGAAUCGAAUGCAGAUGACUCUGCUUCUGGCGAUUCCGGAACGCGCGGCCCACCUCACUCGCAGACAUUUGGGCUCCAUGCGAACAGUCUUACGGCACAGAUGGAGAUUCUCCUUGCUGCGCUUGGGAAAGCUAUUUCCGAUAACCCAACAGCCUCUACAUCUACAAAAAGCCUGCUUUCUAACACGCACCAGUCGUUGACGACGCUACAAAGUCUUCAGACCGAGUACAUAACGAUGGUUCAAGCUCGUGAAGAGUGGUAUGUCCGGCAACUAAGGAACGAGCGGAAACGACAGAGCGUUUGGGAAGAGAGCUUGAAAGUUGUGGUGCAAGAAGGCGAAGUCUUGGAGCAAGAGCUGCGGCGGCGUGCGCGUGGGAGGGGAGGAGGAAAAGAUAGUCGAAUGUUGGAGUUCGGAAUGGGUCAAGGUGGUACAGUGAAGGCUGGUGCGAUGAAACUGCGGGCGAGCAGAAUCUUUGAAAGUAUGGGUGAUGGACCAAGCCUCAAGCCCGGUGACACGGUCAAGGAUAAGCAGCCUUUAGUUGAUACCGCCGCCGCCGCCGCGCCAGUCACACAACCAGAGCAACCUUCCCAAGCACAAUCGUCUCAAGCUUUGACUGAGUUGCCUACGGAGAGAAAGCCCUCGUUACAAAGCCCUCGUGCCUCCUCGUCGAGUAUCCCAAGGAAAAUACUCUCUCGUAAUGUCAGUGGUGGCACACUAAACGCACUCAAAUCUUCGGGUGACGCGGAGGACGAAGGUGCCGUUGAUACAGACGAGGAAGACGAGUUCUUUGACGCCAUCGAAUCAAAUACACUACCAAAUCUCACGAUUCCUGAACCUUUGGCCAGCCCAUCGCAUACGCAAGAUUCUAUUCUCGGGGGUCCGUCGACUGAAAAGGCUGACAUCGAGUCUUUUGACGCUGUAGCGAAGAAACUUGGCCUUAACCUUGACGUUGCUCAGUAUGCCAGUUACACUCAACUACGCACGAGACUUGCUUUGGAUGCAGACAAUCGGCCCAGUACGAGUCUGUGGAGCGUCUUGAAACACAGUAUCGGCAAGGAUCUCACUAGGAUUAGUUUCCCCGUGUUUUUCAAUGAACCUACGAGUAUGCUACAGCGGAUGGCCGAGGAUAUGGAGUUCUCGGAAUGCCUUGACGUCGCUGCUAAAGAAACGGAUCCACAUAAACGUUUGGCCUUCGUUGCCGCGUUUGCGAUGUCCAAUUAUUCAUCGACAAUUGGCCGUAUAGCUAAGCCAUUUAACCCUAUGCUCAGCGAAACGUUUGAGUAUGUGCGGCUUGACAAGGAAUAUCGUUACAUGUCUGAACAGGUUAGCCAUCAUCCACCCAUGUCAGCAUGUUGGGCGGAGUCUCCGAAUUGGCAUUACUUUGGCGAAGUCGACGCGCAGAACAAGUUCAUGGGUAAAUCCUUUGAGAUUCGGCCUACCGGUAUAGCGCACGCAGAGCUGCUAUUGCCUGAGGAACUUGCGCCACAUUACCCUAAAGGCAAGGGACCUGUCGGCGAAGGGAAAGUAAUCGAGCACUACACUUGGAAGAAGGUUACAACCAACGUAUCUGGAUUUAUUCUUGGCUCCCCGACCAUAGAUCACUAUGGUGAUAUGAUCGUCACUAACCACCGGACCGGGGAUCAGUGUAUCUUGACGUUCAAGCCGCGUGGCUGGCGUGGAAAGGAUGCGUACGAGAUCAGCGGUCUCGUUCGUGACUCCUCCGGCAAUGUUACGUAUGAAAUAGCGGGACGCUGGAAUUCUCAGCUCAUUGCCAGACGAGUCGGGACCGGGAGUGGUCUGCUACAUCCCGACACGUCGGUCAUCGACCCUCUAUCGCCCUCUAUCCAACCUGAAUAUAUCCUACUUUGGCGGAACUCGGAAAAGCCAACAGCCCCAUUCAACCUCACGCCGUUCGCUAUAACGUUGAACGACUGUCCUGAUAGCUUGCGUUCGAUUAUUUGCCCCACUGACUGUCGCAUGCGACCGGAUCAACGGGCGUUCGAAGUUGGACUUUACGAGCGAGCGAACGAUCUCAAAAAUGCACAAGAGGAGAAACAACGGGCAACGCGCCGGGCUAGGGAAGAGGGACGGUUACCGCCUCAUAGACCGAGAUGGUUCUCUGCGGAAACGGAUGGUGAUACUGGGGAAAGGGUAUGGACUCCGUCUAAAAUUGGCGAUUCGUUGGAAUACUGGAUAGAAAGAGAGAAAAUAUGGAGAGAAAAUGGCAAAAUAAGCUGGAAGGACGUGGACCCAAUUUUCACCGAAGCGGAACUGUAA
Messenger RNA from Pleurotus ostreatus (oyster mushroom), 3912 nucleotides. RefSeq lists its product as uncharacterized. Gene Ontology annotation, biological process: maintenance of cell polarity; exocytosis; endocytosis. The transcript is spliced from 11 exons. Gene Ontology annotation, molecular function: sterol binding; protein binding. The record is from RefSeq and is a predicted model, not a curated record. Gene Ontology annotation, cellular component: membrane; cytosol; nuclear envelope. Lineage: Eukaryota; Fungi; Basidiomycota; Agaricomycetes; Agaricales; Pleurotaceae. Bases 1 to 3912 code for a protein of 1303 amino acids.